Molecule: messenger RNA, 2553 nt
Organism: Nematostella vectensis (starlet sea anemone)
Lineage: Eukaryota; Metazoa; Cnidaria; Anthozoa; Actiniaria; Edwardsiidae
Product: pyruvate kinase PKM
Exons: 11
Coding region: 144-1814 (556 amino acids)
Biological process (GO): glycolytic process
Cellular component (GO): cytoplasm
Molecular function (GO): potassium ion binding; magnesium ion binding; pyruvate kinase activity
Source: RefSeq, a predicted model, not a curated record
UACCUGUGUCUAUAUAGCUCAGUCUCCAUCGGUCCUCUGCGCCAAGCUGCUUGUGUUUGUCUAGAGAAAGGUUUUUUCUGUCCUCGAAAACGUUCACAAAAACUAAAUAUUUGCAGCCCCCGUUGGAGUGCAAAUUGUGAACCAUGUCUGCAAAAGGAGCACGUGAAGAGUAUCUUCAUGACGUCCUCCACAGACACAAACAAUGGAUAGCUUCACGAGCAAGAUCAAACUUGGAAUUCCGGUCUGAACUAGACAUAGACAAGCACCCACUGACUAUCAGAAAUUCUGGCGUGGUCUGCACUAUUGGUCCAGCAUCCAGAUCUGUUGAGAUUGUUGCCCAGCUCAUUGAGAAUGGCAUGAACAUUGCCCGCCUAAAUUUUUCCCAUGGGACACAUGAGUAUCAUAGGGAAACAAUCAUGAAUAUCCGCCGGGCAGCUCUCCUUGAGUGGCCUCAUGCAGUGGGCAUUGCCCUAGAUACCAAGGGACCUGAGAUCAGGACAGGUCUUCUAAAGGCAGGAGAAAUCAAGUUAGAAAAAGGCCAGAAGCUAAAGGUUUCCACUGACAAAGCCUUGUAUGACCAAGGGAAUACUGAGUGCAUCUUUGUUGACUAUGAGAACAUUGUGAAGGUUGUUCAAAUCGGAGGGACUGUGUAUGUCGAUGAUGGCCUUAUUUCACUCAAGGUUUUGGAAAAGGGUGAUAACUUCUUAACAACUGAAGUCUUGAAUGAUGCAUUACUUGGAAGUAAGAAGGGUGUCAACCUGCCAAAUUGUGCUGUAGAUCUCCCAGCCGUCUCUGAACAAGACAAGAAGGACAUUGCAUUUGCUGUGGAAAUGGAAGUGGAUAUGAUCUUUGCAUCAUUUAUCCGCAAACCAGAGGAUAUUGCAGAAAUUCGUAAGUUGCUUGGAAAGCACGCCAAGAACAUAAAGAUUGUGGCCAAGAUUGAAAAUCACGAGGGCGUUCGAAGGUUCAACGAGAUCUUAGAGGUUGCUGAUGGCAUCAUGGUUGCCAGGGGAGACCUUGGAAUUGAGAUCCCUGCAGAAAAGGUUUUCCUGGCACAGAAGAUGAUGAUUGCUCGCUGUAACAUGAAGGGGGUACCUGUAAUCUGUGCCACACAGAUGCUGGAGAGCAUGGUUCAGAAUCCUCGCCCUACCCGUGCUGAGACGUCUGACGUGGCGAACGCUAUUCUAGAUGGUGCCGACUGCGUCAUGCUCUCAGGAGAGACUGCCAAAGGCCUAUAUCCCGUACAAGCUGUUGCCAUGAUGCACCGCAUUAGUCGAGAGGCUGAAGCGGCAAUCUUCCACAAGCAGUCAUUUGACGAACUGCGACACAACUUGGAGGGCUAUGCUGACACGCAUAUAUCCACAGCUAUAGCCGCUGUGGCAGCAUCCUUCACUGCAGGCGCUGAUGCUAUCAUUUGUCUGACACACACUGGAAGAACUGCUGCUGUAGUAGCGCGAUUCCGGCCUCGAUGCCCUAUCGUGGUGGUGACACGUGAUCCUAGAGUGGCGCGGCAGAUGCACUUAUGGAGGGGAUGUUUCCCGAUCGUCUACGACCAGGAACCGCUUGACAACGUUCUCGAGGAGCACGAUCAAAGGCUGGACUUCGCCUUGGGCAUGGGUAAGAAGAUGGGUUUCCUAACCAUCGGUAGCACCUUCGUUUUCGUGUCCGGAUGGAAGAGUGGUGCCGCCCACACCAACACCCUCCGCAUCCUGACUGUCACUCAAGAGAAGAUCCACAUCGCGCGCAGUUUGUCCGAGUCGGCAGACCCUACCGGCAAGACCCACAACGAAGAACAGGAAGAUAUUGAUGGUUAGGGCGUUAGGGCUGUGCUAGCGGCGCAGACUACAAGUUGAUCUGUACACAGUUAAUCUGUAAUGAGUUGAUCUGGACAUUGAUUUUUGGAAAAUAUACAUUGUUAUAUCACUCAUGAAUGUACAUAGUGGGUAUUCAGGGAAUGUUGGCUGGUUCAAGUAAUGUGUGAUUUUAUGACAAAAGAACUACCCCACCCCUUCCACCUUAAUAGAAACAGUGAAUGGCGCUUCUGGCUACAUGACCUUGAUACUUGUACAUGUGCUUUUGUGUGACAUGAAAUGUCAAGUUAUUCUAUAGAAAAGUUAACUCAAAUCGCUUCUAAUUGUAGCAACAGGUUUUCUACUUUUUUUAUUUCUUCUCCAAGAAAUCCCUUAACAAACUUCAAGAUGGCUGUCAUGGAAAAAAAACUUGUCUUAUCUCUAGUAAAAAGAAACCAUUUGUUGUAGUUAGUUGUGGGCAAAAUUAUAAAGAACGACUUACUAAGAAGGUGAUGAAUGAUACACACACAACACAACUGUAUGGUAGAAUUUCCCAAAGACCUUUUUUUUUAUAUUUGUGGUUUGAAAGGUUUUGGAACCCUAACUUCAUGUAAUCAUUUGAUAUUAUUUAUUUCAUUAGGAAAGUACGAUCAGCUGUUUUACUUGUAUUGGGCGUGACUUAGUUCAUGUUUGACACUCUGUACCUAAGCCAUUUUAAUACUAUGCUGUUUUGUACACGAAUACAGUAUACGUCCUUCAAAAA